AUGACUACUUCUCCUGUUCAUAACGUUGUUCAUGAAGCUAAUGGAGUUACUCCAAGACCAACUCCAAAAGAUUUCUAUGAAAAACAACCAAAUGCUCCAUUUGUUAAAGAUUUAGAUCAUUAUCAUGAAUUAUAUCAAAAAUCUAUUACUGAUCCAGUAGGUUUCUUUGGUCCUUUAGCUAAAGAACUUUUAUCAUGGGAUAGAGAUUUUCAUACUGUUAAAUCAGGUUCUUUAGAUCAUGGUGAUGCUGCUUGGUUUUUAGGUGGGGAAUUAAAUGCUUCUUUCAAUUGUAUUGAUAGACAUGCUAUAACUAAACCAAAUGAAAAGGCUAUUAUUUAUGAAGCUGAUGAAGAAAAAGAUUCUUAUAUUUUAACUUGGGCUGAAUUAUUAAGAGAAGUUUCUCAAGUUGCUGGUGUUUUAAACAGUUGGGGUAUUAAAAAAGGUGAUACAGUGGCUGUUUAUUUACCAAUGACUCCUCAAGCUGUUAUUGCUAUGUUAGCUAUUACAAGAAUUGGUGCUAUCCAUUCUGUUAUUUUUGCUGGUUUCUCAUCUGGUUCUAUUAAAGAUAGAGUUAAUGAUGCUAAAUGUAAAGCUCUUAUUACUUGUGAUGAAGGUAAACGUGGUGGUAAAGUUAUUAACAUUAAGAAAUUAUGUGAUGAAGCUUUAGUCCAUUGUCCAUCUGUUGAAAAAGUUUUAGUUUAUAAGAGAACUGGUAAUGAAAAUAUUGAAUUAGCUAAAGAUAGAGAUUUUUACUGGGAUGAAGAAGCUGCCAAAUUCGCUGGUUAUUUCCCACCAGUUCCAGUUAACUCUGAAGAUCCACUUUUCUUAUUAUAUACUUCUGGUUCUACUGGUACUCCAAAGGGUGUUGUUCACACUACUGCUGGUUACCUUUUCGGUGCUGCUUUAACCACCAAAUAUAUUUUUGAUAUUCAUCCACAAGAUAUUUUAUUUACUGCUGGUGAUGUCGGUUGGAUUACUGGUCAUACUUAUGCCUUAUAUGGUCCUUUAUUAUUAGGGGUUCCAACCAUUGUUUUUGAAGGUACUCCAGCUUAUCCAGAUUAUGGUAGAUUCUGGCAAAUUGUUGAAAAACAUAAAGCUACUCAUUUCUAUGUAGCUCCAACUGCAUUAAGAUUAUUAAGAAAAUCUGGUGAACAAGAAAUUCCAAAAUAUGAUUUAUCAUCUUUAAGAACUUUAGGUUCUGUUGGUGAACCAAUUUCUCCUGAUAUUUGGGAAUGGUAUAAUGAAAAAGUUGGUCAAGGUAGAUGUCACAUUUCUGAUACUUAUUGGCAAACUGAAUCUGGUUCUCAUUUUAUUGCUCCAAUUGCUGGUGUUACUCCAAAUAAACCAGGUUCUGCUUCUUUACCAUUCUUUGGUAUUAAAACUUGUCUUAUAGAUCCUGUUAGUGGAGUUGAACUUGAAGGUAAUGAUGUUGAAGGUGUUUUAGCUAUUAAAGAUACAUGGCCAUCAAUGGCAAGAUCUGUUUGGAACAAUCAUACCAAAUAUUUGGAUACUUAUUUAAAACCUUAUCCAGGUUAUUAUUUCACUGGUGAUGGAGCUGCCAGAGAUCAUGAUGGUUAUUAUUGGAUCAGAGGUAGAGUUGAUGAUGUUGUCAAUGUUUCUGGUCAUAGAUUAUCUACUGCCGAAAUUGAAGCUGCUUUAAUUGAACAUAAAGGUGUUUCUGAAGCUGCUGUUGUUGGUAUUCAUGAUGACUUGACCGGUCAAGCUGUCGUUGCCUUUGU
This is a messenger RNA of Scheffersomyces amazonensis, 1739 nucleotides long. RefSeq names its product acetate--CoA ligase (gene ACS2). Lineage: Eukaryota; Fungi; Ascomycota; Pichiomycetes; Serinales; Debaryomycetaceae. The record is from RefSeq and is a predicted model, not a curated record. Gene Ontology annotation, molecular function: acetyl-CoA synthetase activity; AMP binding. The transcript has a single exon. Gene Ontology annotation, cellular component: cytosol. The annotation marks the transcript as partial.